Messenger RNA from Aspergillus vadensis CBS 113365, 1425 nucleotides. RefSeq names its product acetylornithine transaminase. Gene Ontology annotation, cellular component: mitochondrial matrix. NCBI's taxonomy places the organism in Eukaryota, Fungi, Ascomycota, Eurotiomycetes, Eurotiales, Aspergillaceae. The record is from RefSeq and is a predicted model, not a curated record. Gene Ontology annotation, biological process: arginine metabolic process. Gene Ontology annotation, molecular function: pyridoxal phosphate binding; identical protein binding; transaminase activity. The transcript has a single exon. Bases 1 to 1425 code for a protein of 474 amino acids.
AUGGCGUUCGCACGUCUCGCCGCCCGGCGCUUGCCCGUCGCCCGUCGGCUCGUCCCCAGCAUUGACUCACUGCCUCAGCAGCGAUUCUUCUCCAUCUCGCAACAUGUGAAGUCUCAGAACAAAGCUGCUGUGCCCAACCCCGAUCCUGCCGCUGACUCCGUAUCCGUGGCUUUCGUCAAUGAUCAAUCUCCCUACAUGUUGCCGACCUACGUGCGGCCGGCGCCGGUCAUGGUCAAGGGCCAGGGAUGUUACUUGUGGGAUAUGGAGAAUCGGAAAUACCUGGACUUGACGGCUGGUAUUGCGGUCAACUCUCUGGGUCACUGUGACCCCGAGGUGGCCCAGAUUAUCGCUGAGCAAGCCGAGAUGCUUGUCCACGCCUCGAACCUCUACUACAAUGCGUGGACCGGAGCUCUCAGCAAGCUCUUGAUCGACGUUACUAAGGAAUCCGGUGCCAUGCGCGAUGCCUCCCAGGUCUUCAUCUGUAACUCCGGUACCGAGGCCAACGAGGCCGCCAUCAAGUUUGCUCGCAAGGUCGGUCGUUCGCUCGACCCCUCCGGCGCAAAGCACGAAGUCGUCUCCUUCCACAACUCCUUCCAUGGUCGCACCAUGGGCGCUCUGUCCGCAACCCCGAACCCCAAGUACCAGACUCCCUUCUCUCCUAUGCUGCCUGGCUUCAAGUACGGCAACUACAAUGAUGUGGCUCAGCUCGAGACUCUCGUUACCGAGAAGACCUGUGGUGUGAUCGUCGAGCCCAUCCAGGGUGAGGGAGGUAUCAAUGUGGCUACCCCCGAAUUCCUCGUCGCUCUGCGCAAGCGCUGUGACGAGGUUGGUGCCGUUUUGAUCUUCGACGAGAUUCAGUGCGGUCUUUCCCGGACCGGCUCCUUCUGGGCUCACGCCCACCCGUCUCUGGCACCUGCUUCUGGCGAGGCAGCUCACCCCGACAUCCUGACUUCUGCCAAGGCCCUGGGUAACGGUAUUCCUAUUGGUGCCACUAUUGUCUCUGAGAAGGCCGUGGCCAAACACAUCAAGCCCGGUGACCACGGUACCACCUAUGGUGGUAACCCCCUGGUGUGCCGUGUCGCCCACCACAUUGUCAACCGUCUGGCGGACCCCGAGCUGCAGAAGUCUGUUGAGACCAAGGGAGACCUGCUUGUGUCUGGAUUCAAGGAUCUCCAGAAGAAGUACCCCAACGUCAUCUCGGAGAUCCGUGGACGCGGAUUGAUCCGUGGUGUCCAGCUCUCCCCGGAGUUUGUCUCCAAGGCCGGCGAUUUGGUUGGUGCUGCCCGGGAGCGCGGCAUGCUGAUCAUCACGGCAGGUGAGGGCUGCAUCCGCUUCGUUCCUCCCUUGACCAUUACCGAGGAGCAGAUCAAGUCCGGCCUCAAGAUUCUGGAGCAGGCUCUGGAAGCCGUGGUUGCUCAGGCUUAA